AUGAAAGUGUUCCUCCUCCUCCUCCAUGUCAGGGUGAUCAGGGACCUGUUCCUGUCCUGUAACGGUCUGAACCAGGUGACGGAGCUCAUCUACCUGGACCAGACUCGGGCCUGGGCCCUCAAGGUGUUUGAGACGUUAAUACUUGGAGUUGGAGUGGAGCACCAGGACCAGGUCCCAAUAGGGGACCCGAGGGCCCAGGAGAGAGGGACCAUGCUGGGCCUGGCUGAGGAGCUGGGAUCCCGUGGGGCUGGAAGUACCGGAGGUCCCAUAGGAGAAGGGGGCCCACAGAGCCUUUCCAAGUUCUACGAGUGUCUAAAAGAGGCAUGCCCAAGGAGGUGGGAACACAGAGUGGGAGGGGCCAGGGAGAGACCCAUCUGAACACCAUCAACCUCUUCCUGUGUGUGGCGUUCCUCUGCGUCAGCAAGGAGGCCGACUCGGACCGGGCUUGGUAAACGACCAAGUUUAUUUUUAAAAGGGUUUUUUUCCCCCCCAAAAAAUUUUAAAAAGGGUAGGGAAAGGGCUCUCCUUUGGGCCCCCCCCUUUUUUAAAAAAAGGGAAAAGGGGCCCGGUUGCGGCCAGCCCUUUUCGGGGUUUUUUGAAAAGGUUCCCCCCUUGAAAAAAAAGGGGGGGAGAAAGGCCGUCGCCCCCCCCGAAAAUUUCGGGUUGUAGAGGUCCCGGGGUUUCGUUUUUUAAAGGGGGCCUUUUUUUUCCUUUUCCCAAAGGGGGAAAAAGGGGUUUAAAGAAAAAAGGCCCCCCCCAUUAAUCAACCUUUCCCUGUUGUUUUUUUCUCCAGGGCGGACUAAACCGGGCUCGGGCCGGGGGUUUUCGGUUUUAGACGUUAAUACUUGGAGGGAUGGGCACCCCCGGGCCCCCCGGGAGCCCCCAGGCCCAGGGGAAGGGAAUUUUUUUUGGCCCCGGGGAUCCCGUGGGGGGGGAAAAAACGGAUUUUCCCAUGGAGGGGGGGGGGCCAAGAGUUUAAAUUUAAAGGGGGCAAAAAAGGGGGGGGGGGGAAAACAAGGGUCAGGGGUUUUAAAGGGGGGGGGGAAAACAUCAACAAAAAACCCUUCCUUGUUUUUCCUCCCCCGGGGCCGACCCCCCUUGACCGGGAAAGACCGGGUCUCUGGGAAAACAGUAGGUUUCCCCCUGGGGAGGGGGACCCCUCCCCUGACGGGGGGGCUCCCUCCCUUUGUUUUUUAACCACAUUCUUUUUAUUGUCCACAAUGUUUUUGGGGUUUAGGUUACUUAAAAAAAUUUUAAAUAGAACCCCUUAAAGGGUUGGGGUAAACUAAUCUUUUUUAAAUUUUUUAAAAAAUUCCCUUUUUUAAAAAGGGGUUUUUCCUUAAAAGUUCAUUUUACCCCUCUGUAGGGUAAGGACAAACCAAAAUGUUUCAGUAGAAUUUUUUGAAUUUUUAAAAAAAAAACCCCUAAUUUAGUAAAAAAUUUCUUUAAUUUGUGGCCCCCCUCAAAAUUUAGUGGGCCUACCCCCCUUUAAUGUUUAGUAACCCCCCUUCCUUUGAUCAAUGUUUCAGUUACCCCCCUUUAAUUUUUGGGGCACUCCCUCUGAUCAAUUUUUCAGUAGACCUACCCCCUUUGUAAAUUUUUUGGGUUCCCCCCUUAAACAAUGUUUCGUAGCCUACUCCCGGGGAAAUGUUUCAGAAAGGCCUAUCCCCUGUAAAUGUUUCAGUAGACCUCCCCUUUUCAAAUUUUUGGGUUUUCCCCUCUUCUUUUAGUGACCCCUCCUUUUUUAUUUUGACCACCCCUUGUCAAUGUUUCGUAGACCUUCCCCGAAAAAUUUUAAAACCAUCCUCGAUAAAUGUUUCAGAGACCACUCCCUCUGAAAUUUCAGUAGGCCCCCCCCCAUUUUUUUAAACCCCCUUGAUCAAUUUUCAGUAGCCCACUCCCUUUAUCAAUGUUUCAGAAACCCUCUCGAUCAAUUUUUUCAUAGACCUACUCCUUGUCAAUGUUUCAGAGGCCACCCCCUCUGAUAAAUUUUUUUCGUGGGGCUACCCCCUUGAUAAAUUUUUCGGGGGCUACUCCCCUGAUAAGUUUAAAGAAUUCCCCCCCCCUUUUUGUUCCCUAUCAAGGGUUUUUGUGGGCCUACUCCCCCCCACAAUGUUUUAGAAACCCACUUUUAAAGCAAACCCCACCCCUUUUUCCCUUCUUAAAACAAAAAACACCACACCCCAAACCCUUUUCCCACGGCCCCCACACACAAACACAAAAAAACCCCCAGUUUUAAGUAACUGUUAAAGCUUCCCCCCUUUUUUAAAUGAUUGCUAUGGUACAAAUAGUUUUUAAAAAUUUUUCAAAAAUUGUUUGAAAACACUGGAACCACUGACUUUAGAUAACUUUCACACAAGUCCCUCCCCCCCAACCCCCUCGCUCCCACUUCCUCCACACUUUUAUUGGUGCUUUGUUGGGGAAAGGAAAAAGAACCCUUUAAGGAGGACUUUAAAAAAAAAACCCCCCCCCCCCGUCAUCACCCCAUUAUAACCCCCCUCAAACACCCCCCACUAUAACACCCAGUCUAAAACCCCCAUCAUCACCCCAGUCUAUCCACCCCCGUCAUAAAACCCCAGUUUUCCCCCCAGUCUAUAACACCCCAGUCUAUCACACCCCCGUCUUCACACCCCAGUUUUCCACCCCAGUCUAUCACCCCCCCAUCCUAAACACCCCAGUCUAUAACACCACCCAGAGUCUUCCCCCCUCAAACCCCAGUCUAUACACACCCCAGUCUAUCCCCCCAGUCUAUAACACCCCAGUCUAUCACACCCCAUCUAUCCCCCCCAGUCUUUCCCCACCCCAGUCGAAUCCCACCCCCCUCUAUCCACCACCCAGUCUAUCACACCCCAGUCUAUCACACCCCAGUCUAUCACACCCCAGUCUAUCACACCCCAGUCUAUCACACCCCAGUCUAUAACACCCCAGUCUAUCACACCCCAGUCUAUCACACCCCUCUCUAUCCCACCCCAGUCUAUCACACUAUACACCACCCCAGUCUAUCACACCCCAGUCUAUCCCACCCCAGUCUAUCACACCCCAGUCCUAAACACCCCAGUCUAUCCCACACCCCAGUCUAUCAAACCCCUCUCUAUCACCCCCCAGUCUAUCACCACCCCAGUCUAUCACACCCCACCAGUCCACACACCCCUUCUAUCCCCACCCCAGUCUAUCCCACCCCAGUCUAACACCCAUCUAUCACCCCCAGUCUAUCCACCCACACACCCUCUCUAUCAUCAUCACCCCAGUCUAUCCCACCCCAGUCUAUAACACCCCAGUCUAUCACACACCCCCAGUCUAUCCACAUCACACCCCUCUCUAAACCCACCCCAGUCUUUCACCCACACCCCAGUCUAUCCACACCCCAGUCUUUCCCCACCCAGUCCUAUCACCACCCCAGUCUAUCCCACCCCAGUCUAUCCACAACCCCAGUCUAUACACCCCCAUCUUACCAUGCACACCCCCAGUCUAUACAACCACCCCUCUCUAUCCACCCAUUCCAACACCCCAGUCUAAACCACAACCCCAGUCUAUACCAACACACACAACCCCCAGUCUAUCCACCCCAGCUAUAACCCAGCAUCCCAUUUCUCACACCCAUCCUUCAACACCCCUCUCUAUCCCCCCCAUCUUUCACAACCCCAUCUACCCCCCAGUCUUUCACCCCAGUCUAAUCCCACAACCCCCAGUCUAUCCACCCCAGUCUAUCACACCCCAGUCUAUAACACCCCAGUCUAUCACACCCCAGUCUAUCACACCCCAGUCUUAUCCCACCCCAGUCUAUACACCCCCAGUCUAUACACCCCAGUCUACGUUACACACCCCAGUCUAUAACACCCCAGUCUAUAACACCCCAGUCUAUCACACCCCAGUCUAUCACACCCCAGUCUUAUCACACCCCAGUCUAUAACACCCCAGUCUAUAACACCCCAGUCUAUAACCCCAGUCUUUCACACCCCAGUCUAUAACACCCCAGUCUAUCACACCCCAUCUAUCCCCCCUCUCUAUCCCACCCCAGUCUUUCCCCACCCCAGUCUAUCACAACACACCAUCUAUAACACCCCAGUCCCUAUAACACCCCAGUCUUUCACACAACCCCAGUCUAUAACACCCCAGUCUAUAACACCCCAGUCUUUCACACCCCAGUCUAUAACACCCCAGUCUAUAACACCCCAGUCUAUAACACCCCAGUCUUUAACACCCCAGUCUAUAACACCCCAGUCUAUAACACCCCAGUCUAUAACACCCCAGUCUUUCACACCCCAGUCUAUCACCACCCCAGUCUUUCACACCCCAGUCUAUCACACCCCAGUCUAUCACACCCCAGUCUAUAACACCCCAGUCUAUAACACCCCAGUCUUUCACACCCCAGUCUUCACACCCCAGUCUAUCACACCCCAGUCUAUAACACCCCAGUCUUUCACACCCCAGUCUUUAACACCCCAGUCUAUCACACCCCAGUCUAUAACACCCCAGUCUUUCACACCCCAGUCUUUCACACCCCAGUCUUUCACACCCCGGAUAACACCCAGUCUUUCAACACCCCAGUCGUAUCCAACCCCAGGGCUAUCCCACCCCAGUCUAUCACAACAAACCCCAGUCUAUCCCACCCAGUCAUCCCACCCCUCUAUAACACCCCAGGGCUUCACACCCCAGUCUAUCACACCCCAGUCUAUCACACCCCAGUCUAUCCCACCCCAGUCUAUCCCACCCCAGUCUAUCACACCCCAGUCUAUCACACCCCAGUCUAUCACACCCCAGUCUAUAACACCCCAGUCUAUAACACCCCAGUCUAUAACACCCCAGUCUAUAACACCCCAGUCUACCUUUGAAGCAUCUCUUUGAGGAGCCUAUUCCUGUUCAGGUCUACCUGUGCCAUCUAGAUGUGUGCAUAGCCUAGUUAGUUCAAGGAAGCAGCUUGCUUGCUUGCUAGGUAACAUGACUAGCUAGCUACACAAUGUUGUUUGUUAUCAAAACAAAACAAUUGGGGUUUAAAGCGGCCCGCCGAUCUGCGGCAGAAUGAAGGAACACACAGUGCCUUCAGACAGUAUUCACACCCCUUGACUUUUUCCACAUUUUGUUGUGUUACAGCCUAAAAUUGAUUAAAUUGAGGUUUUUUGGUCUCUGGCUUCACUCAAUACCCCAUAAUGUCAAAGUGGAAUUAUGUUUUUCAAUUUUAUUUACAAAUUAAUUACAAAUGAAAAACUGAAAUGACUUGAGUCAAUAAGUAUUCAACCCCUUUGAAAUGGCAAGCCUAAAUAAGUUCAGGAGUAAAAAAAAAAAAAAGCUUAACAAGUCACAUAAUAAGUUGCAUGGACUCACUCUGAGGGGUACCUAUGGGUAGAUUAAAGAAAAAGCAGACAUUGAAUAUCCCUUUGAGCAUGGUGAAGUUUAUCAAUACACCCAGUCACUACAAAGCUACAGGUGUCCUUCCUAACUCAGUUGCCGGAGAAGAAAGAAACCACUCAGGGAUUUCACCAUGAGGCCAAUGGUGACUUUAAAACAGUUACAGAGUUUAUUGGCUGUGAUAAGAGAAAACUGAGGAUGGAUCAACAACAUUGUAGUUACUCCACAAUACUAACCUAAAUGACAGAGUGAAAAGAAGGAAGCCUGUAAAGAAUACAAAUAUUCCAAAACAUGCAUCCUGUUUGCAACAAGGCACUAAACUAAUACUGCAAAAAAAAUAAGCUAAGCAAUUAACUUUUUUUCCUCAUUACAAAAUUGUAUGUUUGGGGCAAAUCCAAUACAACACAUUACUGAGUACCACUCUCCAUAUUUUCAAGCAUAGUGGUGGCUGCAUCAUGUUAUUGGUAUGCUUGUAAUCGUUAAGGGCUGGGGAGUUUCCAGGAUAAAAAAGAAACGGAAUGGAGCUAAGCACAGGCAAAAUCCUUGAGGCAAACCUGGUUCAGUCUGUUUUCCACCAGACACUGGGAGAUUAAUUACCUUUCAGAAGGACAAUAACCUAAAACACAGCGCCAAAUCUACACUGGAGUUGCUUACGAAGAAGACAGUGAAUGAGUGGGCGAGUUACAGUUUUGACUUAAAUCUGCUUGAGAAUUUAUGGCAAGACCUGAAAAUGGUUGUCUAGCAAUGAUCAACAACCAAUUUGACAGAGCUUGAAGAAUUUUGAAAAGAAUAAUGGGCAAAUGUUGCAGAAUCCAGGUGUGGAAAUCUCUUAGAGACUGACCCAGAAAGACUGACAGCUGUAAUCGCUGCUAAAGGUGAUUCUAACAUGUAUUGACUCAGGGGGUUGAAUACUUAUGUAAUCAAGAUACACUGAGUGUACAAAACAUUAGGAACACCUUCCUAAUAUUGAGUUGCACCCGAUUGAAGUGGAUUCAAUAAGUUACAUUGACCAGGUGAAAGCUAUGAUCCUUAUUAGUCUAUUCCAUGGAAAGACCUCCUGUUCCUAAUGUUUUGUCUACUGUAUAUUAGUGUUUUAUUUUUUUAAUAAAUUCAGACAUUUGUAAGACAUUUUUCUUCCACUUCGACACUUGAGUAUUUUGUGUAGAUCGUUGGCAAAAAAUGACAAUUAAAUCAAUUUUAAUCCCACUUUGUAACACAACAAAAUGUGGAAAAAGUCAAGGGGUGUGAAUCCUUCCUGAAGGCACUGUAGCUCCGGUAAUAUUGGGCAUAACGUCGACAUGAUUUUGGCUACACGGUCUUCAGAUAUGUAAAGGCCCAAGCAAAGAAUGCAGCUGUGUUCCGUGUUGUGUUCUGCGCUUAAAAGGUUCCCUGCUGAACAUGUGCUCUUAAAAGGUUCCGUGCUGAACAUGUGCUCUUAAAAGGUUCCGUGCUGAACAUGUGCUCUUAAAAGGUUUCCGUGCUGAACAUGUGCUCUUAAAAGGUUCCCUGCUGAACAUGUGCUCUUAAAAGGUUCCGUGCUGAACAUGUGCUCUUAAAAGGUUCCGUGCUGAACAUGUGCUCUUAAAAGGUUCCCUGCUGAACAUGUGCUCUUAAAAGGUUCUGUGUUGUGUUCUGCGCUUAAAAGGUUCCGUGUUGUGUUCUGCGCUUAAAAGGUUCCCUGCUGAACAUGUGCUCUUAAAAGGUUCCGUGCUGAACAUGUGCUCUUAAAAGGUUCCGUGUUGUGUUCUGCGCUUAAAAGGUUCCGUGUUGUGUUCUGCGCUUAAAAGGUUCCCUGCUGAACAUGUGCUCUUAAAAGGUUCCGUGUUGUGUUCUGCGCUUAAAAGGUUCCGUGUUGUGUUCUGCGCUUAAAAGGUUCCCUGCUGAACAUGUGCUCUUAAAAGGUUCCGUGUUGUGUUCUGCGCUUAAAAGGUUCCGUGUUGUGUUCUGCGCUUAAAAGGUUCCCUGCUGAACAUGUGCUCUUAAAAGGUUCUGUGUUGUGUUCUGCGCUUAAAAGGUUCCGUGUUGUGUUCUGCGCUUAAAAGGUUCCGUGUUGUGUUCUGCGCUUAAAAGGUUCCCUGUGUUGUGUUCUGCUUAAAAGGUUCCGUGUUGUGUUCUGCGCUUAAAAGGUUCCGUGUUGUGUUCUGCGCUUAAAAGGUUCCGUGUUGUGUUCUGCGCUUAAAAGGUUCCGUGUUGUGUUCUGCGCUUAAAAGGUUCCGUGCAGUGAAGAAAUGGAGAUGCGAUUUAACAGAGUCAAAACAUUUUACGCUGAUAAACAUGUCACGCAUUCACAUUAUUAACGCGAUAACUUUGACAGCCCUAAUUAAUAUCAAGGAUUUCAGAGUGUAUACUAUACAUAUAAUAUUUACAUUUUUGUCAUUUACCAAAGCGAUUAUUUAUAUAUAUAAUAAAUAUAUUACCUAAUAAUAUAUUAAAUAAUACAUCUAAUCUUUGAACUUUAACAGGUGCGGCGUGCCGCGGACGUGUGGUCGGUGUGUCGCUGGAUCUACCUGGCGAGUCCCGUGUUCCAGAGACAGUUCUACCGGCUCGGGGGACUAGACGUCUGUUCCCGCCUCAUGACCAUGGUCAUCCAAAAUCUCACCUCUAAGACCAAGGAUGGCAAGAAGAAGAGAGAUGGGAAGGCUAGCCCUGACUCCCCUGCCCCAUCACCAACCUCUACGCCAACCCCAGGUUUGAUCGAUUGAUUGAUUUUAUUUGACAGUUACAAAAAAUACAAAUACACAAUACAUGCAUUUUAAAACUGGACAGGGAUGACACAAGGACUUAUGUCCAUUGAGGUCCCUUAAAGUGCAUCAGCCUUUCUUAAAGUAUGGGUUGCAACCCAAAGUGGGUCGUGACGUGUUAAAGGUGGGUCGCGAUGUCAGGGUAAAAAAAAUAAACAUACAGUACCUGUCAAAAGUUUGGACACACCUACUCCUUCAAGGGUUUCUCUUAAUUUUUUUUACUAUUUUUUACAUUGUAGAAUAAUAGUGAAGACAUCAGAACUAUGAAAUAACACAUAUGGAAUCAUGUAGUAACCAAAAAAGUGUUAAACAAAUCAAAAUAUAUUUUAUAUUUGAGAUUCUUCAAAGUAGCCACCCUUUGCCUUGAUAACAGCUUUGCACACUCUUGGCAUUCUCUCAACCAGCUUCACCUGGAAUGCUUUUCCAACAGUCUUGAAGGAGUUCCCACAUAUGCUGAGCACUUGUUGGCUGCUUUUCCUUCACUCUGCGGUCCAACUCAUCCCAAACCAUCUCAAUUGGGUUGAGGUUGGGUGAUUGUGGAGGCCAGGUCAUCUGAUGCAGCACUCCAUCACUCUCCUUCUUGGUCAAAUAGCCCUUACACAGCCUGGAGGUGUGUUGGGUCAUUGUCCUGUUGAAAAACAAAUGAUAGUCCCACUAAGCCCAAACCAGAUGGGAUGGCGUAUCGCUGCAGAAUGCUGUGGUAGCCAUGCUGGUUAAGUGUACCUUGAAUUCUAAAAGAAUCACAGACAGUGUCACCAGCAAAGCACCCCCACACCAUCACACCUCCUCCUCCAUGCUUCACGGUGGGAACCACACAUGCGGAGAUCAUUCGUUCACCUACUCUGCGUCUCACAAAGACCUGGCGGUUGGAACCAAUAAUCUCAAAUUUUGACUCAUCAGACAAAAAGGACAGAUUUCCACCAGUCUAAUGUCCAUUGCUCAUUUUUCUUGACUCAAGCAAGUCUCUUCUUCUUAUUGGUGUCCUUUAGUAGUGGUUUCUUUGCAGUAAUUCGACCAUGAAGGCCUGAUUCACGCAGUCUCCUCUGAACAGUUGAUGUUGAGAUGUGUCUUUGACUCGAACUCUGUGAAGCAUUUAUUUGGACUGCAAUUUCUGAGGCUGGUAACUCUAAUGAACUUAUCCUCUGCAGCAGAGGUAACUCUGGGUCUUCCAUUCCUGUGGCGGUCCUCAUGAGAGCCAGUUUCAUCAUAGCGCUUGAUGGUUUUUGCGACUGCACUUGAAGAAACUUUCAAAGUUCUUGAAAUCUUCCGAAUUGACUGACGUUCGUGUCUUAAAGUAAUGAUGGACUGUCGUUGCUCUUCGCUUAUUUGAGCUGUUCUUGCCAUAAUAUGGACUUGGUCUUUUACCAAAUAGGGCUAUCUUCUGUAUACCACCCCUACCUUGUCACAACACAACUGAUUGGCUCAAACGCAUUAAGAAGGAAAGAAAUUCCUCAAAUUAACUUUUAAGAAGGCACACCUGUUAAUUGAAAUGCAUUCCAGGUGACUACCUCAUGAAGCUGGUUGAGAGAAUGCCAAGAGUGUGCAAAGCUGUCAUCAAGGCAAAUGGUGGCUACUUCGAAGAAUCUCAAAUAUAAAAUAUAUUUUGAUUUGUUUAACACGUUUUUGGUUACUACAGGAUUCCAUAUGUGUUAUUUCAUAGUUUUGAUGUCUUCACUAUUAUUCUACAAUGUAGAAAAUAGUCAAAAUUUGGAAAAACCCUGGAAUGAGUAGGAGUGUCCAAACUUUUUACUGGUACUGUACAUAUGAAUAUAUAAUAUUUUUGGGGAACUCAGUCGGGGUCUCAACUUGCUGUUGAGAGUUAGAAUAGUAGAAUGCACAAGAUGCAAUUUAAAAAUAAAAGCAGUUUUUCUCUUGUUAUUUCAGUCGCUGACAGUCACUCAAUUAGCCAUGUCAGCGAACCAUUUUUAGAUUGGUAAAAACACUUGUGGUAACUCUGACCUCCAGGUGCCCCCCAUUUGAUGUUGUUAGUCACUCUCACUCAGAGAUCAUGUUAACAUGGCAUAAGUCAUGGCAAUAUGUGUAGAAUUUCAGGAAAUUAGCUUUAAAACUGCAAAGGUUUCUCUCCACCCCAUGGCAAAAUGGGUAGAAUUGCAUGACAUUUUUUUAUAAAAUUGCAACAUUUUCUCUCUGCCGCAUGGCUAAAUGUGUUUCAGGAAAUGAACUUGAAAACUUCAGUUUUUUCCUCUUUGCCGUCAAGAGGCAGAGAGAAAUAUGAAUCCAACCAAAUCUCGCUUAGGACCCCAAAAGGAAGCAUGGUUUCAUGAGCUAGCGUCCCAGGAAAUCACUGAAUUUCUAAUUUGGGUCCCAGGUUGAAAAAGUUGAAGAACCCCUGCAUUACGUAGAUACAGACAUGAAAACGGUUCUAUGGCUCAGUCAUCAGCCAGCUUUUGCCAUUCUGUUUGAAAGGUUGCACCACCCUGGGAGUGGAGGAUCCAGGGAAGGACCCAGCUGGAGCUGUGAGCCCAGACCAGGGUGGGCAGGGGCAGGGGAAGGGGACCCAGAAGGAUCCUUCCAGGAGGCUGGAUGAAGGGUGGCCUCUACAGAGCAUCAGAAUGCUGGAGGCCCUGCUAGCUAUCUGCCUGCACAGCGCUAACUCAGGCCUGCAGAGGAUCGAACCGGAGCUUUCAUUCCAGGUACCUAGACGUAGUACCAUUCCAGGUACCUAUCAGUCAGCCCCAUAUCAAUCAGCCCCAUAUCAAUCAGCCCCAUAUCAAUCAGCCCCAUAUCAAUCAGCCCCAUAUCUGCCUAUGUGCUCUUGAGCAAGGCACUUAAACAUAAUUUGCUCCAGGGUUGCUGUACUACUAUGGCUGACCCUGUAGAACAACACAUUACACUGGACCUAUCAUACUACUAUGGCUGACCCUGUAAAACAACACAUUACACUGGACCUAUCAUACUACUAUGGCUGACCCUGUAAAACAACACAUUACACUGGACCUAUCAUACUACUAUGGCUGACCCUGUAAAACAACACAUUACACUGGACCUAUCAUACUACUAUGGCUGACCCUGUAAAACAACACAUUACACUGGACCUAUCAUACUACUAUGGCUGACCCUGUAAAAACAACACAUUACACUGGACCUAUCAUACUACUAUGGCUGACCCUGUAAAACAACACAUUACACUGCACCUAUCAUACUACUAUGGCUGACCCUGUAAAACAACACAUUACACUGGACCUAUCAUACUACUAUGGCUGACCCUGUAAAACAACACAUUACACUGCACCUAUCUGGUGUAUGUGACAAUAAAUCAUAUUUCUUUACUCCUUUGAAAGUGACAGAUUGCAUUCUACCUUUAAGGUAGAUGAAAACAUGCUUCCAUACUGUAUGGUUGCUGUCUUGUAAGCACCGAACCAACAGCUAUUUUGUGAUUCUUUUGGCAUUUAUCGUUACUUUUUUAGCACGAAAUGUAUCAUUUCUUAUGAGCGACAAUAACUUUUUAACAACCUCAAUUCUGGCUUCAACUUCGACUCAUCUGCCCUUGGCUCUUUGUGUAUCUCCGACCCAAUCUUCGGACUACCCAAGAAGAAAUGCCGGCGAAAAGAGGCAGGAGAGCGGGUGUCCUGGUGAGACUAAGGCAAAGGGGAAACCGGCCACCACUCCCCUCCAUUCUAUUUGUUAAUAGAAUCAUUUGAUAAUAAGAUGGAUGACCUCCGGUCGCGGAUUUGCUAUCAACGGGAUUCUCGUAACUGCAAUAUUCUGUUUUUCUGAAACAUGGCUUUCGGACAAGAUACCCCCUAUGGCUAUCCAACUCGAUGGAUUCUCCAUUCACCGAGCGGACAGGACAUCGGAUUCAGGGAAAUCCAGAGGGGGAGGGGUAUGUCUCUUCAUCAACAGCAAAUGGUGUGCAGACUCUUAACACAGUGGAAGUCUCGACAAAUGCCGCCCCUUCUACCUCCCGAGAGAGUUGACUGCUGUAUAUAUUCCACCUCAGAACAACAAGCUGGCCCUUAACCAACUGUACCAGGCUAUAAACACGCAGGAAACCAUGCACCCGGAGGCUGCUUUCCUUGUUGCUGGUGAUUUUAAUUCCGCAUCAUUAAGACACAUGAUGCUAAACUUCUAUCAACAUGUCUCCUUCGCCACUAGGGGCAAUAAAGGCCUAGACCACUGUUACUCAACCCACAAGCAAGAAUACAAGGUCCUCCCUUGUCUCCCUUCAGAAAAUCAGAUCACGAGGCUAUACUCCUGCUUCCUGUUUACAAACAGAAGCUCAAAUCACGAAGUACCCGUGACAUGAGCCGUAGAGAAAUGGUCCACUGAAUCAGAGGCUAUGCUGCAGGACUGUUUUGCUAGCGCUGACUGAAAUGUGUUCCAGGGCUUCGCCGACAGCAUUGACGAGCUAACCACCUACGUCACUGGCUUCAUCGGCCCCACAGUGAAACCUCUUUUUGGUUUACACACACCAAACCCCUCCCCCUGCCUCUCAUCUCAACAAAGUUGAGAGAUCACAUCUUCCAUUUGAGGUUUGGUCCAAACGAAUCGCUCAUAUGGAAACACAUUGAGACAUUAUUUUACUGUAAUAGAGGAGAAGUUAACUUUUCUAACGAUACCCGUUUUAUGUCUCAACUAUUCAAAUUGCGUGCAGAGCAGACAAUACUAAAAUGAGAGUAUUAAUGAACAUUGAUUCUGGAAAAUGAAUGCUCAGUUUAUUGCGCAUGGCAUUGGGUUACCGCUGGCAGCAUUUUAGCCAUAGACUGUUAUACUAGCUGUCUAGUCAGUGUUUUAUAAAGGUGAAAUAAGCAAAAAGCACAAUUAUAUAAGGAAUUGGCAACUCGUUCUAAUUCUGAGAAAUGAGGUAGGCCACUUGAUUUCAACAUCUGAACAAAGUGGACAGGCUAACAUGCUGUUCAAACAGUUGGAGACAGACAGAAGGGUGUGUUCAUAACAAUUCAACCUUGUUAGCUAGCAAAUAAAUCCAAGUUGCCUAAACUUGAAAUAUAAAGAUUAGCUGGCUAAUCACUAGCAUGUGGGCUUGAGAGAUUGUUGAUGAGACCUGUGUUAAUUUUCUACAGCCUAAUGCCUGCUAGAAGAAGUUAGUCAUUAUUAGUGAAUGUGCAUUAUGCAUGGUUUUAGUUAAAUUUGUAACAAACAGGGCAUUUUCAUAGCCAGACUUGAAAGCCAGAUCAGUGAUUAUUGCAAAAAAAAAGCAGGUUAAAGUAUUUUGACCCUGUAGACAAAACUCGAUUUAUUACUACCAUUACGCUGCUGUUUGUUGAUUAUUCAGGACCAUUAGUAUCGACAGUCAGGUCCAUAAAUAUUUGGACAUUGACCAUGUUAUUAUUAUUCAGCUGUCUACCACAGCAUAUUGGAGUUGGAAUUAAAUAAUAAAGUGCAGACUUUCAGCUUUAAUUUGAGGGUAUUUACAUCCAAAUGGGGUGAACGGUGAAGGAAUUACAGCACUUUUUAUAUGUGGUCCCCCCCCUUUUUAAGGGACAUAAAGUCAUUGGACAAUUGGCUGCUCAGCUGUUCCAUGGCCAGGGGUGUGAUUGGCUGCUCAGCUGUUCCAUGGCCAGGGGUGUGAUUGGCUGCUCAGCUGUUCCAUGGCCAGGUGUGUGAUUGGCUGCUCAGCUGUUCCAUGACCAGGUGUGUGUUUGGCUGCUCAGCUGUUCCAUGACCAGGUGUGUGAUUGGCUGCUCAGCUGCUCCAUGACCAGGUGUGUGAUUGGCUGCUCAGCUGUUCCGUGACCAGGUGUGUGUUUGGCUGCUCAGCUGCUCCGUGACAAGAUGUGUGAUUUGGCUGCUCAGCUUUUCCGUGACCAGGUGUGUGUUUGGCUGCUCAGCUGCUCCAUGACCAGGUGUGUGUUUGGCUGCUCAGCUGUUCCAUGGCCAGGUGUGUGUUUGGCUGCUCAGCUGUUCCAUGACCAGGUGUGUGAUUGGCUGCUCAGCUGUUCCGUGACCAGGUGUGUGAUUGGCUGCUCAGCUGUUCCAUGACCAGGUGUGUGAUUGGCUGCUCAGCUGCUCCAUGACCAGGUGUGUGAUUGGCUGCUCAGCUGUUCCGUGACCAGGUGUGUGUUUGGCUGCUCAGCUGCUCCGUGACAAGAUGUGUGAUUUGGCUGCUCAGCUUUUCCGUGACCAGGUGUGUGUUUGGCUGCUCAGCUGCUCCAUGACCAGGUGUGUGUUUGGCUGCUCAGCUGUUCCAUGGCCAGGUGUGUGUUUGGCUGCUCAGCUGUUCCAUGACCAGGUGUGUGAUUGGCUGCUCAGCUGUUCCGUGACCAGGUGUGUGAUUGGCUGCUCAGCUGUUCCAUGGCCAGGUGUGUGUUUGGCUGCUCAGCUGUUCCAUGACCAGGUGUGUGAUUGGCUGCUCAGCUGUUCCGUGACCAGGUGUGUGAUUGGCUGCUCAGCUGCUCCAUGACCAGGUGUGUGUUAUUCCCUCAUUAGUUCAUUUACAAGGAAGCAGAUAAAAGGUCUAGAGUUGAUUUCUAGUGUGGCAUUUGCAUUUGGAAUCUGUUGCUGUUAACCCUCAAUAUGAAGGCCAAAGAGCUGAGUGAAUCAAGCCGUCACUAGGCUGAAAAAUCUAAACAAACCCAUCAGAGAGAAAGCAAAAACAUUAGUUGUGGACAAAUCAACUAUUUGGUACAUUCUUAAAAAGAAAGAACGCACUUGUGAGCUCAGGAAAACCAAAAGGCCCGGAAGACCACAGAAAACAACUGUGGUGAAUGACAGAAUAAUGAUUUCCCUGGUGAAGAAAAACCCCUUGACAACAGUUGGCCAGAUCAAGAACACCCUCCAGGAGGUAGGAGUAUCUGUGUCAAAGUCAAGAGAAGACUUCACCAGAGUAAAUACAGAGGGUUUACCACAAGAUUUAAACCAUUGGUAAGCCUCAAAAACAGGAAGACCAGAUUAAAAACCUUAAAAAGCCUGAACAGUUCUGGAACAACAUCCCAUGGACAGAUGAGACAAAGAUCAACUUGUACCAGAAUGAUGGGAAGAGAAGAGCAUGGAGAAGGGAAGGAACUGCUCAUGAUCCGAAGCAUACCACCUCAUCUGUGAAGCAUGGUGGAGGUAGUGUUAUGGCGUGGGCAUGUAUGGCUGCCAAUGGAACUCGUUCCCUUGUAUUUAUUGAUGAUGUGACUGCUGACAAAAGCAGCAGGAUGAAUUCUGAUGUGUUUAGGGCUUUUUUACCUGCUCAGAUUCAGCCAAAUGCUUCAAAACUCAUUGGAUGACGCUUCACAGUGCAGAUGGACAAUGACCUGAAUCAUACUGCGAAAGCAACCCAAUACUUUUUUUUAAGGCACAGAAGUAGAAUGUUCUGCAAUGGCCAAGUCAAUCACCUGACCUGAAACCAAUUGAGCAUGCAUUCACUUGCUGAAUGCAAAACUGAAGGCAAAACGCCCCAAGAACAAGCAGAAACUGAAGACAGCUGCAGUAAAGGCCUGGCAGAGCAUCACCAGGGAAGAAACCCAGCAUCAGGUGAUGCCUAUGGCUUCCAGACUUCAGGCAGUCAUUGACUGCAAAGGAUUUGUAACCAAGUAUUAAAGCUCACAAUUUAAUUCAUGAUUAUGUUAGUUUGUCCAAUUACUUUUGAGCCCCUAAAAUUGGGGGGCUAUGUAUAAAAUGGUUGUAAUUCCUACACGGUUCAGACAAUCAUUUUGACAAAACCCUUAAAUUAAAGAUGACAUCUUGAUUGUUUGUUUGAUUGAAAUCCAGAAAAUCCCAUUGUAUGAUUUUUAUGUAAUUAAUUUGCAUUUUAUUGCAUGACAUAAGUAUUUGAUCUGAAAAGCAGAACUUAAUAUUUGGUACAGAAACCUUUGUUUGCAAUUACAGAGAUCAUACGUUUCCUGUAGGUCUUGACCAGGUUUGCACACACUGCAUCAGGGAUUUUGGCCCAGUCCUCCAUACAGACCUUCUCCAGAUCCUUCAGGUUUCGGGGCUGUCGCUGGGCAAUAUGGACUUUCAGCUCCCUCCAAAGAUGUUCUAUUGGGUUCAGGUCUGGAGACUGGCUAGGCCACUCCAGGACCUUGAGAUGCUUCUUACGGAGCCACUCCUUAGUUGCCCUGGCUGUGUGUUUCGGGUCGUUGUCAUGCUGGAAGACCCAGCCACGACCCAUCUUCAAUGCUCUUACUGAGGGAAGGAGGUUGUUGGCCAAGAUCUCGCGAUACAUGGCCCAUCCAUCCUCCCCUCAAUACGGUGCAGUCGUCCUGUCCCCUUUGCAGAAAAACAUCCCCAAAGAAUGAUGUUUCCACCUCCAUGCUUCACGGUUGGGAUGGUGUUCUUGGGGUUGUACUCAUCCUUCUUCUUCCUCCAAACACGGCGAGUGGAGUUUAGACCAAAAAGCUCUAUUUUUGUCUCAUCAGACCACAUGACCUUCUCCCAUUCCUCCUCUGCACCAUUCAGAUGGUCAUUGGCAAACUUCAGACGGGCCUGGACAUGCGCUGGCUUGAGCAGGGGGACCUUGCGUGUGCUGCAGAAUUUUAAUCCAUGACGGCGUAGUGUGUUACUAAUGGUUUUCUUUGAGACUGUGGUCCCAGCUCUCUUCAGGUCAUUGACCAGGUCCUGCCGUGUAGUUCUGGGCUGAUCCCUCACUUUCCUCAUGAUCAUUGAUGCCCCACGAGGUGAGAUCUUGCAUGGAGCCCCAGACCGAGGGUGAUUGACCGUCAUCUUAGUGGUUAAGAGCGUUGUGCCAGUAACCAAAAGGUCGCUGGUUCUAAUCUCAGAGCCGACUAGGUGAAAAAUCUGUCGAUGUGCCCUUGAGCAAGGCACUUAACCCUAAUUGCUCCUGUAAGUCGCUCUGGAUAAGAGCGUCUGCUAAAUGAUUAAUUAUUAUUAUUAUAAUUAUUAUUGAACUUCUUCCAUUUUCUAAUAAUUGCGCCAACAGUUGUUGCCUUCUCACCAAGCUGCUUGCCUAUUGUCCUGUAGCCCAUCCCAGCCUUGUGCAGGUCUACAAUUUUAUCCCUGAUGUCCUUACACAGCUCUCUGGUCUUGGCCAUUGUGGAGAGGUUGGAGUCUGUUUGAUUGAGUGUGUGGACAGGUGUCUUUUAUACAGGUAACGAGUUCAAACAGGUGCAGUUAAUACAGGUAAUGAGUGGAGAACAGGAGGGCUUCUUAAAGAAAAACUAACAGGUCUGUGAGAGCCGGAAUUCUUACUGGUUGGUAGGUGAUCAAAUACUUAUGUCAUGCAAUAAAAUGCAAAUUAAUUACUAAAAAAUCAUACAAUGUGAUUUUCUGGAUUUUUGUCUACAUGCUUUGUAAGUAGGAAAACCUGCAAAAUCGGCAGUGUAUCAAAUACUUGUUCUCCCCACUGUAUAUCAACAUCAACUGUUCAGAUGAAACUGUGUGAAUCAGUCCUUCAUGGUCGAAUUGCUGCAAAAAAACAACUACUAAAGGACGCCAAUAAUAAGAAGAGACUUGCUUGGGCCAAGAAACACGAGCAAUGGACAUUAGACCAGUGGAAAUGUGUCCUUUGGUCUGGAGUCCAAAUUUGAGAUUUUUGGUUCCAACCGCCGCGUCUUUGUGAGACGUAGUGUGUGUGAACGGAUUAUCUCCGCAUGUGUAGUUCCCACUGUGAAGCAUGGAGGAGGAGGUGUUAUGGUGUGGGGGUGCUUUGCUGGUGACACUGUCUGUGAUUUAUUUAGAAUUCAAGGCGCACUUAACCAGCAUGGCUACCACAGCAUUUUGCAGCGAUACGCCAUCCCAUCUGGUUUGGGCUUAGUGGGACUAUCAUUUGUUUUUCAACAGGACAAUAUCCCAACACACCUCCAGGCUGUGUAAGGGCUAUUUGACCAAGAAGGAGAGUGAUGGAGUGCUGCAUCAGAUGACCUGGCCUCCACAAUCCCCCGACCUCAACCCAAUUGAUAUGGUUUGGGAUGAGUCAGACCGCAGAGUGAAGGAAAAGCAGCCAACAAGUGCUCAGCAUAUGUGGGAACUCCUUCAAGACUGUUGGAAAAGCAUUCCAGGUGAAGCUGGUUGAGAGAAUACCAAGAGUGUGCAAAGCUGUCAUCAAGGCAAAGGGUGGCUACUUCGAAGAAUCUCAAAUAUAAAAUAUAUUUUGAUUUAUUUAACACUUUUUUGGUUACUACAUGAUUCCAUGUGUUAUUGCAUAGUUUUGAUGUCUUCAAUAUUAUUCUACAAUGUAGAAAAUAGUAAAAAUAAAGAAAAAACCUUGAAUGAGUAGGUGUUCUAAAACUUCUGACGGGUACUGUAUAUACUUUUCAGCCCUGUUUACAUGUAUAUAUUACCAUUCGUAUAUUAUCAUAGUAUUCAUAUAUUCCUGCUACCAGUCACUUUUCAGCCCCGUUUACACACACACACACACACACACACACACACACACACACACACACACACACACACACACACACACACAUAUAUAUAUAUAUAUAUAUAUAUAUAUAUAUAUAUAUAUAUAUAUAUAUAUAUAUAUGUAUAUUACCAUAGUAUUUAUAUAUUCCUGCUAACAGUUACUUUUUACGUAUAAUCCCACCUCAACCACUCCAGUACCCCUGCACAUUGAAUAAGGUACUGACACUGACCGUUGGGAAAGAGCUCUCAAGUAAGAAUGUCACUGUAUUGUUUUACAUCUGUUGUAUCCUGUAUUGUUUUACACCUGUUGUAUCCUGUAUUGUUUUACACCUGUUGUAUCCUGUGCAUGUGGCGAAUAAACGUUGAAACUUGAAACUAGAUAGGUAGAUGGAUACAUGGACAGACAGACAGACAGACAGAUAGUUUAGCUUUGAAUCAAAAGAGAUUGAUCUAUCUAUCUUUCCCCUGCAGAUCCAGUCAGUGGAGGAGACGCUGGUAGAGGUCAGGGAUCAGCUGUCCCGCUCCGGGGUGGUGAACUCUGAUCUGGCCGUGCCCCUGUUUGACUUCCUGCUCCGUGUGGCCCUGGCCGAGGUCUGCUCCAGCCCCGAACCACAGGAGGACAAGGCUGAGAGG
Molecule: messenger RNA, 18988 nt
Organism: Coregonus sp. 'balchen'
Lineage: Eukaryota; Metazoa; Chordata; Actinopteri; Salmoniformes; Salmonidae
Source: the annotation of a GenBank genome assembly